UUGAGAAUUUGGCGCGAAUAUCCAAUCAUUGUGAAGUUGCGCGGUUUUUUGUGCAAUUGCAGAGUUCUCGCUGGUUUCACGGAUUUAAUUGAUUACGACAACCAAAACAACCUACGUACCUAGUAAAAACUAAGGAUAUCGAGCUUCAGCGAAUUCCUCGAAGUUUUUCUUGUCAAACGUUCAUGGUAAAGUAUCUUUUCCACAAGGAUCGAGAGUUACGCCUUCGCCAUGGCGGCCGCACUUGUUCAGCCAGCAUUCAGCUCAUUAGCUGUCCAAAUGAAUUCUGAAGAGCAUUCAAGCGACAGUGUAUUGAUGUCAGCCAACACAAGUGAGUUAGAUGAAAGCAAUCAACUUGAAAAAAAUAAUUCUGAUACAUUUGCUGUUGAAAAUGAUAGUGAUGAUGAAAUUCACACUAGUGUUAAGAAAGCCAAAAGAGGCAGAAGGGCUACAAAGGUAUUGUCUGAUGAUAGUUCAGAUGAAUGUGAUAAUAUUGAUGCGACACCAAACCAAAAUCACAAGGUCUCAGAAAAUGAUUUCCUAGGGAAUAAGAAACUUGAUGAAAAUGUGACUUCAAAUGCAGAGUCUACUGAUGGAGAAAAUGAUUUUGCUACCAAAAGGAGCAAGAAGAAAAGAAAGGUGAUGACAGUUGAUAAUGAAUCAGAAGAUGAAAGUACAGACCAUAAUAAGAAUGUUAAGAUAAAGCAUAGAAGCAGAAGGAAAGAAAAGGAAAAAAUUGAAAACAAAAGUAAAAGAGGCAGUGCAAUGAAACAGCUUCUGAAAUCUAGAGCCAAGAAAAAACUUAAAACCUUUCAGUUGUCAGGUGAUGAAGGACCUAAUGAGAAUUCUGAUGAUUUAUCAUCUGGAACUGAUGAAGUGGGUACCCCAAAAAUUUCUCAGAACAAUGAAAACGUGAAAUCUAAAAAAAGGAAGGAAAAGAUGAGUAGUAAAUCAAAAAUAAAAAAGGACAAGGGUUAUAAUCCAAAAGAUGUUGAGUCUGAUGAAGCCAAUAGUGAUAAGGAAAAUACUGAAAAUGUUGAGCCAGAAUUUUCUGAUUCAGAUUCAAGUGGAGAGGAGGUGAGUAUAUCUACAAUUAAGAAAAGUUACACUACAAGAAGAAAAUCUGCUGUAGUAGAAAUGGAUUAUGAAGAUGAAGAGGAAAAAAUACAGCGAGAGAAGACUGACAAGAUUUUAGAGAAUAAAGAUUUGUUUGAUGCUGACACUGAAGAAAGUGAUGCUGCAAAUGAUGCAGCAGAAGGUAGUGAGUCUGAAGAAUGCCAUGGAAGCCAAGCCAAAGAAAAGAAAAAAAAAAUUGUCAAGCCAAAAAGGAUCACUAAAUCUGAAUCUUUGGAAAUAAAGAGUGAGCAACAGAAAUUAGUGAGAAACCAAAGAAUAAAGUUGCCAGAACAUCGACCUACUGUUGUUUCCAUUGCAAAUUUUCUCGAAAGAGUCCCAAUUUUGAAAUUAUCAAAGGAUUAUAAAAAGCCAGCAAGGUCUGAAACUUUAAAGGAGUCACAAACAAUAGUAAAGAAAGAUCAACCUUCAAAAUCUUCUGUGACAAAAGAAUCACCCUCAAUAAAAAAGCUCAAGAAUCUUGUGUCAGUUCCAUUUCCCAAACUUUCUUCAAAAGUUGUUGAUCUGGAAAUUGAAUUUGAAGAUGAAAACUCAGUAGCAGCCCCUGGUUUAACUUCACUUAUGCAGCGCCUAGAAAAGCAUACAGCUGUUCCAAAGCAAAAGGAAAUAGAAAACAAAAAGGAACUUGUGAUAGAGGAUACUGAAACACAGCAAGAUAGCUCUUUCAAGAAAUCAAUUAUUGAUCUUGAAAAAAUUGAGAAAGCAGCAGAUAUCCCAGGUUCUCGCCUCCAAGAACUCAAGAAUCAGCUGCAAAAAGGAAUGAAAGCACUAAGGGAAGUCAACAGGAAGGAAGCAGAAAUAAGACACAAAUUUGAAAAUGAAGAAUUUGAAGACGAAGAGGAAUGGGAGGUGGAGGAAGAAGAAAAUGAAGCUAACCAAACAGAUGAAAACGAAAACAGUGAAGCAGAAGAUAAUAUCAAAGCAUCUCCACGGAAGACAAGCAAUGUUGAUGAAGAUUCUGAAAAGUCAGAGGAAGAAGAUGAUGACGAAUUGAAAAAAUGGAACGAAGAAGAUGAGCGAAAGCAGAUUGAAACACAAAUGGAAGAGCAAGAAGAAGCUGAGAAAGACCCUCGAAACACUUCCAACAGCAAAAGUAAUUUAACAAGGUUUUCAAAUUUCUAUGACGAAACCACUACUGCGUCUGUAAGGACUGGCGGAAGUUCAUUAGAUCUCUUUCCUGGGGAAACUGGAGAUGCAGAUGACAACGGCGACAGUGCGUUCAAUCUAGAACUAAAAAGCACUUUUCAAUGGGAUGACACAAGUACCAUACCCCCUGGACAAGGAGAUUCUGUUAAGGAUUCUAACAAGAGUCGUUUGGAAGCCAGCACUCCAUUUUCUAAGCUACUUAACAGCUCACGACGCUAUUCCUCUGCUUCCGACGAUCCACAGAAGAUGAGCUCGGAAGAUGAGAUUCAUCACGCGAAGAAUACUAGGAAAGAAACAAAUGAAGAUUCGUCCCUUGCUUGCCCUAUCAUAUCUGACGACCUCCAUUUUGCUCUUGACGAAAACACGCAGUUCUCCCAGAUUCUAGACACCCAAGGGUACUUUCAACCACGCAAAGGAACUAGCGUUAAAAAUGAUACAAAGAUAGAAAAAGGAAAUGGUGUUUCUUCAUCCAUGAGUCAGCUGCUAGGCUUGUGUUCAGGGAAUUUUGCAACUGAUAAAGGAAAACGCAAUAGUUUGGUACAGGACGACUUUGGCCUACCUUCUGAUCUUCCUCUUGAUGCCCAAGAGGAUGACGCUAAUUCACAAGAUUUUUUGGAUUUGUGCACUGGAAAAUUUAUUGCUCCGGGUUCCAAGGAAAAACUUGAAAGUCCUAGCAAAAAGACAUCCGUUUUGUCAAAAUUAUUAGAUCAGCCUGACGCACCUGUUUCGGAUAGCCAGGCCAUGCUAGACUUGUGUUCUGGGGCAUUUGGAAGCGCAGCUGGUCAACAAAGAGUGGAUGAGCCUGUUUUUGAAGAAAGCAAGUCUACCGGUUCUCUAAUGAAACAUUUCGGGGAAGUGAAAGUUGAUUCGCAUGCUCGGAAAUCUUUCAACAAUUUGUUUUCAGACAAAACAAGUAGCGACAGUCCAGUAAAGGGAGGCUUGUCUCCAAAUGAUGAAGAGGAUGGUGUAGAUGAAGCAAGCAUCGGAGAAGACCUUCUUGGUCUCUGCACUGGAAAAUUUACUGACAGCAAUGCUGCACAGAAUAUCAUAUCUUCCGAGCCUGAAAAUAGUUGUACCUCAAAAUUAGCUGAGGAAUGCGAAGACAGUGAAUUUGACGAUGACAAUAUUACUAAAAAGAGCAAAAAUGAGCCUGGCGAUCUAAAUGCCCAAAGGUCUGAUGGUAAUUGGGUUAUUGAAGACGAAGAUAAAGCUGAUCAUCGGGCUGAUGAAGGAGAAUCUGACUUAGAUGAGCAAGGUGAUUCUGAUGAAGAAGUUAACGAAGAACUCCAGGAGUAUUAUGAAUCGUUACCAAAAAAGAAGUUCACAAAGAAGCAGUUUUACGAGGACGAGGCAGAGCUCAGUGGCAGUGAUGCAAGUGAUGAUGAAGAUCUUGGUAGCGAGGCGGACGAAUAUGAGGUUGAUUCUGAUAUAGAAAAUUUACCCUCUGAUAAAAAGAUCAAAGCACAGGUCCAAAAGGCACAUAUGAAAGCUACUUUGGAAAAAGACAAGCAAGAUAUUCGCCUUUUUCAAGAACGAUUCUUUGAAGAUGGUGAUCUGUUUUCCGAUGGUGUAGGACGACGUCGUAAUUUUAAAUGGCGUAAUAUAGACCGUCCAAUGAAUGCUGGUGCAGAAAGUGAGGGAUCUGGGGCUGAGGAAGAGAAUGAAAACGAUGAUGUAACCGAGACGGAGGCACAAAAGAGGAUACAACGCCUUGAAAAAGAGGCAUUCCUUGAAGAGCAGCGAAAAUCCCAAGAGACAAUAGUUUUGGAUGAAGAUAGCCAAUCCAUCCUAAGCAUUAUAAAAGAAAGGAAAAGCCUUACAGACACUGUGGAAGCUCCGAAAGCUACAUUCCAAACAGUUAAACCUGUUGGUUUUAAAAGACAGGGAUCAUUUUUGGACCGAAACAAGACAACGUUGUCAAGAAUUUCAUCUUUAACAUCAAAUCAUACCAAAAAAAGUGCACCAUCUCGAUCAUUUGUCUUCCAAGCGAAAUCCUCAAACAACACACCGGAAACAUCAGGAUCAUCCAAGGCCAUGCGACGACAGCUAUCAGAUUCUGAACCUCCACAACCGAAAAAAGUAAAAAUGGACAGAACACUGAGCGUUCCCAUGAGUUCUAGUAUAUUCAAUCAUCUGUAAAUAAGUCGGACCUUCAUCAAAUACGACUCAUAUUGUAAUUUGUCUGUGAAUUGUUUUAUAAUAUUGUGUAUAAUUUACCGUUUUCUCUUUAGAUAUCGUCUAAUUAUAAUAACAAACAUGAAAUGCG
Messenger RNA from Rhopilema esculentum, 4543 nucleotides. RefSeq lists its product as uncharacterized. Gene Ontology annotation, biological process: mitotic G2 DNA damage checkpoint signaling; activation of protein kinase activity; mitotic DNA replication checkpoint signaling. Gene Ontology annotation, molecular function: anaphase-promoting complex binding. The record is from RefSeq and is a predicted model, not a curated record. NCBI's taxonomy places the organism in Eukaryota, Metazoa, Cnidaria, Scyphozoa, Rhizostomeae, Rhizostomatidae.